Messenger RNA from Stegostoma tigrinum, 1806 nucleotides. RefSeq names its product scavenger receptor cysteine-rich type 1 protein M130-like. NCBI's taxonomy places the organism in Eukaryota, Metazoa, Chordata, Chondrichthyes, Orectolobiformes, Stegostomatidae. The coding region runs from base 40 to 1701 and encodes 553 amino acids. The record is from RefSeq and is a predicted model, not a curated record. Gene Ontology annotation, cellular component: plasma membrane. The transcript is spliced from 13 exons. Gene Ontology annotation, biological process: T cell costimulation.
UUCAUGUAGAUACCAGCCUGCCGUCCAGCUCUACUGAGGAUGGUCAUUGUCGUGUACCUGCUGCUUUCUCUCUACAUCUGUGCAGGAACUUCAGCACAGAGAAACAUUGGAGCAUCAACACCUCGAGCUUUUGAGCCAUGUGCCUAUACCACACCUGCUGUUACAACACCGGGUUUCGCUCACGACAUUCAGUACGUGACACUGCAGCAUGGGCCCUCACAUUGUUCCGGGCUCCUCAUGCUGCAUUUGUCCUUCCCUCGAAAUGUCUCCGUCUGCUCCCAGGGAUUCUCCAGGUCGGAAGCUGAGGUCGUUUGCAAGGAGCUGCGUUGUGGUUCUGUGCACUCUAUCGUGGAUGGGAAAUUCUUUGCCAAUUUAACUCUCAAGAUGUGGGAUCACGCAGUGAAAUGUCGGAACAAUGAGACCGAGUUGAAGAAAUGCCACAAAGUCGCAGAGACCUGUCAGUCAGUGGGCUCUGUAGGGAUUGUUUGCUCAGAUGGACACCAUGACCUGAGUUUGCAGAGCAAUGCUGACCGUUGCCAUGGAAAUCUGUUGCUGUACUAUAAAAGUUCUUGGCACGGAGUCUACGGUCUUAUUUUGCCAGACGAUGCAGAGGGUAUUUGUAAGAAGCUGGACUGUGGCCAUGCUGUGAAGGUGGAAGAGAACAGUGUCACGACUGUCUCAAAGGUGCUUGUGACAAACUGGACGUGUUUACUUACGAAAAUGAAUAUCAGCCAGUGUGUGACAGAAGAUGGUCUUCCAAGGGUUGGACAUAAACCCAUAAAGCUACAUUGCUCACGCAGCGAGCUGAAGGUGUUCAGGUUGGUGGAUGGGCGCAGCUCCUGCGUCGGAUUGCUGGAGGUUUUCCAUCGGGGUUCCUGGAAGCCGGUGUGCGGGAAUCAGUCCCCUGGAGAAUUCCGGGAGUCGGUGUGCCGGCAGCAGGAGUGCGACAGUGCUGGGCCUGGAUGGAAGGGCCCUGGACCGCGAGGGAAGAACUGGACCCUUUCGACGCAAUGUGUCGAAUGUAUGAACCAAGGGCUGAAAUCACUGGUGGAUCAACAAACACUUUGGGAUUGUAAGGAAAUACGGAAAUCGUUUAAGCAAAUUAACAUCUCGUGCCCAGGUACUGAAGGAUGUGCUUCCAGCAGUGGGAGUUUACGGGAAGUUCAACAGGAUGAGAUGCUCCUUGGCGGCAUGGUCAUGUCCCUACCCCGGACCAGGAGACCUUUAGAACAUCACUUUAGCAGUUUUGCAGAACAGCCAGAGCAGAAGAAAAUGGACCCCGAGCGAUUUAGAAAUUACCAGCUGCCACCACAGAAGGAAGGGGGAGGGUUGUCAGGGGGCGUGACGGCCUGCAUCGUCCUGGUUGUCAUCUUAAUCUUGCUCCUGCUCCUGAGCUACGGCUGGAAGCUGUACAAACGUAAUGGCAAGCAAGUAUUCCGUCGCAAACAGACGCAGCGUCAGUGGAUUGGGCCCACGGGAGCUGUCAGUCAUGCAGUGUCCUUCCAUCGAAACAACAACGCCAACAUGAGACCGGCCUCCUCGCAGAGUGCGAUGAGCAAUGUGUGUACAGGCGCUCCACAGAAAGACACUUUGUCAGCCUACCCAGCUUUAGAACGAAGGGCCAACACCACAUUCAAUCUGCCAGGCCACUCCUCGGACUCUGAUUACGAUUUCUUCGACACGCAUUGUCAGCGUCUGUAGUUGUCCUCCCCGGCCCGUAGGGCAUCUGCGAGCUGGGUGAAAUUUCUGGAUCUUCUGGAGGGGCUUUGCAUUUUCAAACUGAGAGGACCGAGAUGCUGGGAGGUA